AUGGUGAAAGCCUCGGACGAAGACGGUGCCUCUACGGAGCGGCUGAAGCUUCGCAGUCAGCUCAAUGAUUCUAGUCUACUGAAGGAGGCGGACGCGCUGCGGACGCUCGAGUUUUACCCAAAGAAGCAUGGACUUUGGCCUCAGCCGUACAUGGUGGAGUACUCGCUGGAGUACGGCCUGCUGCGUCUCUCGGAGGAGAUGCGCGCCCACUACAAUGUUCCCCUGAAGGUGGUCAGCCUCUGUCCGGAGGAGGACGCCUGCUUUGGCGACCCGCUGGCGCGCUUCAUUCUGUACCACUUUCUGGGGUACGAUGACGUGCUCAUCGGCUCGAUCAAGCGCCUGGCGGAGAAGGAGAACAACCGAGGGUACGUGCGCAAUGUGGCCACCGGAGAGCACUUUCGCUUUGUCAACGUGUGGAUGACCAGGGCCAGCUACAUUGCCGCCGCCUUCAUCAUGAUCGUCUUCACGCUCUUUGUCUCUAUGCUCAUUCGCUACAGCCACCAACAGGUGUUCGUUUUUGUCAGCGAGUUUUUGCGCACGGUGGAGAUGCAGCAGCCAUUCAGUCGGAUCACCAUGCUCGCCGCCUCGCUGAUCACCGUCGUCUUGGCACUGAUUGGCAUGGAGGCCAUUAUGUUUGAGUUCUUCAACGACUCCAGCAUUGCCUUCCACGUCAUCAUCAUGGUCUGGGCGGCGGACCAGUUUGACUCGAUGGCCGCCCGUUCCGCCAUCAGCAAGCGGCACUUUCUGCGCUUCUUUUACCUCUACCAGUUUGCCUUUUACGCCUAUCACUACCGCUUCAAUGGGCAGUACGCCGGCCUGGCGCUCAUGGUCACCAUGCUCUUCACCUACCACUCAAUGAUCUUCUUCUUUCACCACUACGAACUGCCGCUGGUGCAGGCCAUGGAGGAGCACAUUCGAUUUGAGCGACGACAGCGUGGCGGCGGCGGUGGUGAUGGAACUGGCGGAG
This is a messenger RNA of Rhagoletis zephyria (snowberry fruit fly), 967 nucleotides long. Its product is annotated as membralin-like. Gene Ontology annotation, cellular component: endoplasmic reticulum. Gene Ontology annotation, biological process: response to endoplasmic reticulum stress; positive regulation of ERAD pathway. NCBI's taxonomy places the organism in Eukaryota, Metazoa, Arthropoda, Insecta, Diptera, Tephritidae. The record is from RefSeq and is a predicted model, not a curated record.